AUGACCAUAAUCGCAGCGGUGCUUUGCAUUGGGGCCAGACUCUGCUAUGGAGCUAAGCCGCUGCCGGCGGCACAAGACGACUUCUUCGACUUGCUUCCGAUCGAGUACCCAUUCCCUGCACCGGAGGUUGAUGUUGACCCAGUGGCAGGACGCCUUCUGGCAGCAUGCCGAAGUGUCCAGGAUCUCGCGUUGCUGGCAAUAGCCGCAUCCCAGCUGCACAGUUUCAACGUAAGGCCAGACGGUUCUUAUGAUCUGACAGUGCCACAGUUCGACAUGGACCUACAAGAUGAAGAAGUGUCCGCACUGCUGGGCACUUGUCUGCACCUCUUCGAGCGCUACGCCUGGCUGGCUGCAGUAAACCUCGAGGCGAAGCUUUGGUGUGUAGGAAUAUGCCCAGCCCUCCCACAAGCAGUUCUUAGAAGAUCCGAUGCCUUCUGCCACGCUGAAGCUUUGUGUGAUGAUCACGACGACAAAGAUCGUCUCGAGAUUGCUGAGGUUGCUGCCCGGUCAUCUGCGCGUAUGUGUCACGUUGUGACUGGGUUCUGCAAGUCUUUGAAAGAGCCUGCAGCUGGAGUAGCCAGUCUGUCCAGCUCCGUCAAAAGAGCCGCCGACGAAAUCCACAUAUUUCUUGAUCAUGCUUUUCACAGUCUUUCGUUCUUGCCAAGGGGGCUGCUUGCCGUGCAGCCCUUCGGGCAGAUACUGGAGCACAGCUCCCAAACAUUUCUGCACGUUCCAGUAGCGGGCUUGCGCUGGAACGUGCUUCUGCACCUUCUGUCAAGUUUCAGCACCGAAGAUCGUUCCCGAGGACUUCGUGUAGCUGAAAUCGGUGUUGAGAAAGGGAUGACCGCAACCUUUCUUCUGAAGCACGAUCAAGCGAUCACGGACUAUUAUGCGGUGGACCCCUGGCAUGUCCCAGGCAAGUCCCAAGAAAGCAACGACGUACUGCAGUCCUACUAUGACAAUCUCGAGGCCUGGUCUGCGGCUGAGCCAUCUUUCCAGCGCAACGGCCGCAGGGCCGUCCACAUCUUGCGACACGGCUCGGAGGAAGCAGCUGGCCAACUUGGCGUUGACUACUUUGAUAUGGUCUUUAUUGAUGCGGAGCAUACCUUUGAAGCUGUUCGCAGAGAUAUUCAGGUAUGGAAGCGUCGCGUGAGACCAGGAGGUAUCUUAGCUGGGCACGACUUCUCCCUCUUCCACCCUGGGGUCUCCUUGGCUGUUCUUGUUGAGUGCGGAGCGAUGAGCGAUGACACUGGUCGCUUCCCGCUGCAGUCGGAGCAGGGCAAACCCAUCAUCCAUCUUUCUGCAGACUCUGUCUGGUGGGUCCGGCGGAUGUAG
Messenger RNA from Symbiodinium natans, 1335 nucleotides. The record is from the annotation of a GenBank genome assembly. NCBI's taxonomy places the organism in Eukaryota, Dinophyceae, Suessiales, Symbiodiniaceae.